AUGCCCAACUUCGCCGGCACCUGGAAGAUGAAGAGCAGUGAGAAUUUCGACGAGCUUUUGAAAGUCCUGGGUGUCAACGCCAUGCUCCGGAAAGUGGCUGUGGCUGCCGCCUCCAAGCCCCACGUGGAGAUCCGCCAAGACGGGGACCAGUUCUACAUCAAAACCUCCACCACCGUCCGUACCACUGAGAUCAACUUCAAAGUAGGGGAGAGCUUCGAGGAAGAGACGGUGGACGGCCGGAAAUGCCGGAGUUUAGCUACUUGGGAGAACGAAAACAAGAUCUAUUGCAAGCAAACGCUCCUGGAGGGAGAAGGGCCCAAAACGUAUUGGAUGAGGGAGUUGGCUGGCGACGAACUGAUUCUGACGUUCGGCGCCAACGACGUCGUAUGCACAAGGAUUUACAUACGAGAGUGA
This is a messenger RNA of Euleptes europaea (tarantolino), 414 nucleotides long. It is a transcript of the gene CRABP1, whose product is annotated as cellular retinoic acid binding protein 1. The record is from RefSeq and is a predicted model, not a curated record. Gene Ontology annotation, molecular function: fatty acid binding. Bases 1 to 414 code for a protein of 137 amino acids. The transcript has 4 exons. Lineage: Eukaryota; Metazoa; Chordata; Lepidosauria; Squamata; Sphaerodactylidae. Gene Ontology annotation, biological process: fatty acid transport. Gene Ontology annotation, cellular component: cytosol; nucleus.